AUGGUAUUCAUUAUUCUCAUCCUGCUACUUGGAGGAAGUUAAUCAUAAGGAUGUCAACCUUACGGUGUUAGAUUAUUUUUAGGACAUUAUUUUAGUUACCUGAGAAAUAGCUAAGAUCUAAUCAGAGUAGUCUUCAAUACAGAAAAAGAAUGCAAAGACUAGUUUAUACUUGAGUUAGUUGAUAAUAAACUAGGUCACAAAUUAAUGAUUUCAUAAAUCACAUACUACGAUACUCAAUUACUAAACAUGACAUAGAUAUAUGAAAAGAAUGAGACUACCCAUUUUACUUAUGAGACUUUCAUUCAUACAUUUAAAGUUGGAUUAAAUAAUAUAGAUCUCAAUGCAUCAACAACUUAUGAUUACACUAUAAUUUCUAAAUAAAAUUAAAUAUUAUCCGGUCCACAUAGGUUUGAUAUUCCCUGGGCUGAGAGCGAAUAAAAAAUGAUAGUGUUUGGAGAUAUGGACUCAAAUUGGGUGUAAAAUUAUUCAAAGGACACUUUCGAUUGGUUGGAAAAUUAGGUAAAAGCUGAUAAACGAUAUGAUACGGUCCUAUUUACAGGGGAUAUGGCAUAUGAUUUGGAAUCAAAAAAUUGUCAAUAAGGAGACAAUUGGCUCAGAAAUCUUUCGGUAUUUACUAGUAGGUAUCCCUUUAUGGCAGCACCUGGCAAUCAUGAUUGGGGGAAUAAUACUUAUUUCGACUUCUUUAGAGCAAACUUUGGAUCCUUGUUCUUAAAGGAAUACAACACUUAACACUAUCUUAAUGAUUUCUUUAGUUUUGAUGUGGGAAUGGUUCAUUUCAUAUAGUUUAAUCCAAUAAAGGCAGUCUACCAAAAUGACAUCUAUAACAUCACACCUUUAAUAGUCGAACAAAUGAGAAACGAUUUGAUUCAAGCAAAUUAUAAUAGAGAGAAGGUCCCAUGGAUUAUAGUGUAUACUCAUUAUCCCAUAUAUUGUGCAGUUCCAAAAAAUGAUCAAUGCAUAAACAAUUUUAAGUACUUAUCAGCAUUUGAGGAUAUGCUUGUUGAAUUCAAAGUAGAUCUAUAUCUAAGUGGUCAUGUUCAUACUUAUCAAAGAAAUAAACCAUAUUAUAAAAAUACUACUGCAAAAUACAUAUAGAAAGAUAACAUCAUUUCAUAAUAUUAAUACCCAGUGUAGAUAAUUGAGGGUGCAGGGGGAACAGAUUAUGGAGAAUAAAAUUCCACUUAUCCAGAUAGUCCGUUUAUGGAGAUACAAAACCCCAAUCAUGGAGUAGGAAUAAUCACGGUGAAAAACUCUACGCAUUUGUAUUUUGAACAUAUAACUGUGGCUGAUAAUAAAGUCAUAGAUUCUAUUUGGUUGGACCGUUCUAGUGAUAAAACUAAAACAACAACUCGGGAUGGUUUUGAAGUUGCUAUGUGGGUAAUCUUUUCUGUUUUAAUUGUUAUUACUGGUGUUUCUAUAUAUUACAAAUCAAAUCAAGGAAAAAAGCUCAAAAGUAAACUCUUAGAAGAAACAGUAACUAUGGUUGUCACUUGA
Messenger RNA from Paramecium tetraurelia, 1515 nucleotides. RefSeq lists its product as uncharacterized. Gene Ontology annotation, molecular function: hydrolase activity. The transcript is spliced from 2 exons. The record is from RefSeq and is a predicted model, not a curated record. Lineage: Eukaryota; Ciliophora; Oligohymenophorea; Peniculida; Parameciidae.